Haemorhous mexicanus (house finch) is the source of this 10632-nucleotide messenger RNA. RefSeq names its product parathyroid hormone 1 receptor (gene PTH1R). Gene Ontology annotation, cellular component: plasma membrane. The record is from RefSeq and is a predicted model, not a curated record. Gene Ontology annotation, biological process: adenylate cyclase-activating G protein-coupled receptor signaling pathway; cell surface receptor signaling pathway; intracellular calcium ion homeostasis. The transcript has 13 exons. Bases 416 to 2032 code for a protein of 538 amino acids. Gene Ontology annotation, molecular function: G protein-coupled peptide receptor activity; peptide hormone binding; parathyroid hormone receptor activity. Lineage: Eukaryota; Metazoa; Chordata; Aves; Passeriformes; Fringillidae.
UCUCCGUGUUUGCGUUUGACAAAGAAAUGAUUUGAACUUCCCGGAGCCGCAGCGAGCCGGGAUCCCGAGGCGCACCCGGGCCCAUAUGGAUGUGAUUUCCCAGCCCUCUCCCAGAUGAUCCAGCGGCACCGGGAGCCGCGGCGCUGAGCGCCUCCGCUGCCUCUGCCCAUGGGCUCCGCGGCGGAAUUUUGGGAGCUGCCCGCCACUCCAGCCAUGAGAAAGCGAGGAAAAGCCCCGGGAUCUCUCGUCAUGUGCCUCUCGGGCUGAAAGCUGGGGAGCCGAAGGAACAGAAAUCCCUUCGCGGAUCCGGGGGCACGCCAGGGAGGACGAGGAGAAACCCGCGCCGCUGGAAUUCCGAGCUCGCCUCCUCCCGCUUCCCUGCGCGGGGCUGGAUGCUGGAAGCAGCCCCUUGGAUAUGGGAUCAUAUCUGGUGUAUCCCAGCCUGGGUUUGAUCCUCUGCUGCUCCGUGCUCAGCUCCGUCUACGCGCUGGUGGAUGCCGACGAUGUCAUCACCAAGGAGGAGCAGAUCUUCCUCCUGCUGAAGGCCAAGGCCAAGUGCGAGCGCCACCUGAAAGCCAAGGUGCCCAAGGUGCACGAUGGCUUCUGCCUUCCGGAGUGGGACGGCAUCGUGUGCUGGCCCGAGGGCGUGCCCGGCAAGGUGGUGGCCAUGCCCUGCCCCGAGUACAUCUACGACUUCAACCACAAAGGCCACGCUUACCGCCGGUGUGACCUGAACGGGAGCUGGGAGCUGGUCCCGGGCAACAACCGCACCUGGGCCAACUACAGCGAGUGCGCCAAGUUCCUCACCAACGAGACGAGGGAAAGGGAGGUCUUUGAUCGCCUCUAUUUGAUUUAUACUGUUGGAUACUCCAUCUCCCUGGGAUCCCUCACAGUUGCUGUCCUUAUCCUGGGAUACUUCAGACGUUUGCACUGCACUAGGAACUACAUCCACAUGCACCUGUUUGUGUCCUUCAUGCUGAGGGCCGUCAGCAUCUUCGUGAAGGACGCGGUCCUGUACUCCGGGUCAGCCCUGGAGGAGAUGGAGCGGAUCUCCGAGGAGGACUUGAAAUCCAUCACGGAAGCACCUCCAGCGGAUAAAUCGCAGUUUGUGGGCUGUAAAGUAGCUGUCACCUUCUUCCUCUACUUCCUGGCUACCAAUUACUACUGGAUCCUGGUGGAAGGGCUCUAUCUCCACAGCCUCAUCUUCAUGGCAUUUUUCUCGGAGAAGAAAUAUCUCUGGGGAUUCACAUUAUUUGGCUGGGGACUCCCUGCUGUGUUUGUCACAGUGUGGGCCAGCGUCAGAGCCACUCUGGCCGACACAGAGUGUUGGGACUUGAGUGCUGGCAAUUUAAAGUGGAUUAUUCAGGUGCCCAUCCUGGCAGCUAUCGUGGUAAAUUUUAUUCUCUUUAUCAAUAUUAUCAGAGUCCUCGCAACCAAGCUCCGAGAGACGAAUGCAGGGAGGUGUGACUCGAGACAACAGUACAGGAAGCUGCUGAAAUCUACCCUUGUCCUUAUGCCUCUGUUUGGCGUUCACUAUAUUGUUUUCAUGGCUAUGCCAUACACAGACGUGUCAGGGAUUCUUUGGCAAGUUCAAAUGCACUAUGAAAUGCUGUUCAACUCUUUCCAGGGAUUUUUUGUUGCCAUCAUAUACUGUUUUUGCAAUGGAGAGGUCCAAGCAGAAAUAAAGAAGUCGUGGAGCAGGUGGACUUUAGCACUUGACUUUAAAAGGAAAGCCCGGAGUGGGAGCACAACCUACAGUUAUGGACCAAUGGUUUCCCACACCAGCAUCACAAACGUAGCCACCAGAGGGGCACUCGCCCUCCACCUCAACACCAGACUUAUUCCAGGGACCCUCAACGGCCACCGGAACUUGCCAGGCUAUGUGAAAAAUGGCUCCAUUUCCGAGAAUUCCAUGCCUUCCUCCGGCCCGGAGCAGUACAACAAAGACGAGGAAUACCUGAACGGCUCCGGGCUCUACGAUGGAGACAGGCCCACGGUCCUGGUGGAAGAGGAGAGAGAGACAGUGAUGUAAAGACAGGAGGAGGAAAGGAAAAAUUCAGCCAAAGGAUGAAAAAAAAAAAAAAGGUUCCUGGAGAGCGUUUAGUGGGGAAAGACCAUCAGGCCAUGCAGCGGAUUCCGAGGGUUUCCAUGCAGCUCCUCUGUUCUGUGGAAUGAGAGAUUAAGUUAUUUGGGGAAACAAAAAAAAACAAAAAAAAACCAAAAAAAAAAAGAAAAAAAGGUGAGCCACCAGCGUGGCCAGUGGGUGAUGCCACCCAUGAAUUCCGUGAUCCACGUUCUCCUGGUGAUAACAGAGCUCUCCAGACCUGCCGGACACCGGAGAUCCUGGGAGCUCGCCGGGGAGGGCUGCAAAGCCCUGCGUGGUCCUUGGAUCCCUCGGAGAGCGCGGGCGGCCAAGGAGGACGGGAGCGUCCCCCAGGAAAGCAGGAGGCGUGCAGGGAGGGUGCAGGGCCACCGUCCCGGGAGGGGACAAGCCACCCUGGGGGGCAGUGGCUUGGGUUUGGUUUGUUCUCUGCCUGUGGAUCUGCCUGGUGACACACACAGCGUUGGGAAAGGCCCCGCCAUCCGUCGGGGUCGGGUGGGGUACGGCCAGCCCCAUGCUCUUCCUCCCUUGGGAAUUCUUGCUCCUUGGCAAAAUGCUCCUCUGGGACGGGGAGGGUUAACAGCUCAUGGAGGCAGGCAGGGAUUGUCCUCUCCUUUCCCCAGGUCCUGGGGGCAAGGCAGGAACCGGUACAAUUUUACGGUUGGAUGUGGUUAUGGGUAUGUGCGGCAUUCCUGCUCUUCCAGAGGGGCGGGUGGAGAGGGAGCCACCAAGGGCGUGGAAUUUGCACAUCCCAGAGGGGUGAUUGUGGCUAAAACCAGCUCCCAGGGUGGAUAACUCGGCCCUGCCUUUUUGUGGGUGCUCCUGGAAAGCAGCUUCCAUCCUUUCUUAAAACUCGGGAUUGUUCCUCGCUCUGCCCUCUGAAUGUCCUGUUCCACAGGGUCGUGGAAUUCUGGAAUGGUUUGGGUUGGAUGGGACAUUAAAGGUCACCUUGUUCCACCCCCUGCCAUGGCAGGGACACCUCCCACUGUCCCAGGCUGCUCCAAGCCCUGUCCAGCCUGGCCUUGGACUCUUCCUGGGAUGGAGUAUCCACAGUGACUCUGGGCAAUUAAUCCAAACCUUAAUGAGGAGAAAGACUCCACCAGCUGCUCUUCCGAGGGCUAAUUAAGGAUUCAUUUCCCCAGACUCUGAAGGAAGUCAGGAAGAGCAGGUGGGAUCCUGACUUUGUGUCCCACUCCUUUAUCAACCUCUCAGGUCAGGGCCUGACCAAAGCCCGCUGGAAUCCAGGGAAAAGUCUCCUCCCUCUGACAUGUCCGAGGUUUGGAUUCAGACCUGGGGGGGAUGUGGUGGCUCUGAGGUCCUGACAGGAGCUGGAGCUCCUCUCCAUCAGUUCCAUGUCACAGAAUCCCAGAAUCCCUGAGGUCGGAAAAACUCUCCAAGGGUAUCAAGUCCGAGCUGUGCCCAAUCCCCACCACAGCUCCAAGUGCCACAUCCAGGAAUUCCUUGGACACCUCCAGGGAUGGGGGCUCCAAACUUCCCUGGGCAGCUCCUUCCAAGGCCUGAGCACCCUUUCCAUGGGGAAAUUCCUGCUGGUGUCCACCCUAAGCCUGCCCUGGCCCAGCCUGAGGCUGUUCCCUCUUGUCCUAAACAGGAAUCUUUGACAGCCAAUAUUUAUUUGUGAUGUUCUUUUCUUGUUUCGCCUCAUCAGAAGAAGUCAGACCUCAUCAUAACCAUUUCCCACCAAAUAAGAGUUAUGAAAAUAUCAACUUUUCAAAAGUGAGUCCAUUUUCCUGCUCUCUUCUUCUACCCCUCCUGAUUUUCUGGCUCAAAGGCAUUUCUAAAUUAUCAUUUCACUGCUGGAACAAAGCAAAAAUACCAAAAAACCCCAACCAGUGACUCACUCUUCGCUUGUGUUUAUUACUCAAGACUGAGAACAUUUGACAAUCCCUCAGAAAUUCAAGGAAUCAGCAAAAGCCAUAAAUUCAUUUAUAAACAAACAUAACCCCCCUCCUAAAAUGCAGCUCUCACUGAAAUGAAUUCAACGCUGGAUUAUUUAGGAUUAAAAUAAAUCAAACCUGUUUUUAAAUGUCGAUGAAAAUUACAGGCACUUGGGUUGUGCAGGGGGAAGAAAUAUUUUUGAAAAUGCUUUGAAUUGCAAAUCACAGAUAGAUUUUUCUUUCCUGGAUGUUUCUGUGCAUGAGAAGCAUCCAUGCAAAAAUUGGGAUAAUGCUGACACCAAAACAGAGGGAAAACUUCCACUAAGGCCCAGCAGGACCUGUUUGUCAGGGUGUGUUCCCAUCAUUCCUGGGCUGAUCCCAAACUCUUGAUUGAGUGUAUGGAUCAGGAUUAUCUGGAGAUCUGGUCAUCCCUCCUGGAUUUUAGUGAGGAAGAACCAGAGCUGGGAUGUCUAGAAAGAGAGAAAAAGCCCUGGCUUUGGGUUGGGAUUUGCCCUGGAAGGACAAAUGGAAUGAUCCUGUUGGAGCUUAGCCAGAGCCUCUGGACCCAGAGCAGGCUCCCCUUCCCUUCCUCCAUCUCCAGGAUCUGAGGACAUUUCCCAAGGAGUUUGUCCCCAUCCAAAGGUCUGAGUCCCCCUGGGAUGACAGUUCCUCCCCUGUGGGGUUUUCCCCUGGAAAGGCAGCCCCAAAGGCCACGGGAAACAGAAACCCUGGAGGGGAGGAUUCAUUUGUUCAGGAUUCACCCACUGCCCUCCACAAAUCCUGCAGGAAUGACAGGGCUUGUGCACAUCCCGUUCAGAUCCAACCUGGGAUUGUGGAGCGGAGAGAGCAGUUUGGAUCUGGGGCGUUACUGUGUUUGUGGGGUGCCCUGUGGUAGGGAGGAAUGAUGGAUCUGACUCCCUGUGCUCAGUAGGCUAAUUUAUUAUUUUAUAAUUCAUAUUAUAUUAAAGAAUGCUAAACUAAACUGUACUAAAGAAUACAGAAAGGAUACAGACAGAAGGUUAAAAGGAUAAUAAUGAAACUCCUGACUCUCUCCAGAGCCCUGGCACAGCUUGGCCCUGAUUGGCCAAAGAGUGAAAACAACUCACAGCAGAAUCCAAUGGAACAAUCACCUGUGGGUGAAUAAUCUCCAAACACAUUCCACAUGAGCACAGCACAGGAGAAGCAAAUCAGAUAAUUAUUGUUUUCCUUUUUCUCCAAGGCUUCUCAGCUUCCCAGGAGAAGAAUCCUGGGCAAAGGGAUUUUUCCAGGAAAUAUGACAGUGACAGGGUGUAGCAAAUGUGGCAUGGAAUUGUUGUCAUGGAAUCAUUGACAUGGAAUCAUUGUCAUGGAAUCCUUGUCAUGGAAUCAUCCCAGAAUGAGACGGGUUGGAGAGGACCUUGAAGCCCAGCUCAUUCCAUGGGCAAGGACACCUUCCACUAUCCCAGGCUGCUCCAAGCCCUGUCCAACCUGGAAAACAGGGGAAGAAACUUUCCCAAGUGCACUUCAAGGAGAAAGAAAAUAUCCAAAAGAGCUUUUCCCUGGUUUUCCCUGGUUUUCCCUCCUCCUUUGUGUCAGAUCUGUGCCCGUUUUCCUCUCAUCCUAGAAAACACCUGGCAAUACUCCAUGGAGUAUUUCCAUGGAACCUCUCACUUCCCACACGGCAAGCUGUGCAUUGCAGUAUCCCGGAUGACUGGCUCACAUGGAAUCUCCCUGGAAUCUUUUGGAUCAUCAUCCUCUUCUCCAGAGCCACAUGUUGGGCUUGGACAGGGAAUCUCACCGCUGGCAGAUUCCUCUAUUGCUCCUCUUCCUUUCCCAUCCACAGCAGCAGAGUUCUCCUCGGGAUUCCUUGCUCCAUGAUCCCUCUCUUUUCUGGGAUUUGACAGCUGUUUAAUCUUCCUUUUAUUUCUUUGGGAUGACUUUUGGCAGCAGUUUCACCAUUCCUGCUUCCCUGGAUAAGGGCAGACAAUUUUUUGUCUUUCUGCCUCCUCCACUCCCCUUGGUCCGGGUUCAGAUGAGAUCAUGUCUUGUCCUACCCCUCAUCAUUCCUCAGCUCUGCUCCUUGUCUUGUUCUGGAGCCAAAAAAGUUCACAAAGAUCUCCCAAAAUCGAUUUUUUUUUAGCCAGGGAUUGGCUUUGUUUAUCUGUUUAUGGGCAAUCAGCUGGAGGUCAGAGAGCAUCCACAGCGCUGGGAAGAAUUUUCCACUUUUCAAACCAUGAAAAUCCACAGAGAGGGAAGAUCUCCAAAGUUUUUAUUCCUCUUGGUUGUCUUGACAAACUCAGUGGCCAAAAGGGUUUUUAAUUUCAGAUUCAGAUGUUUAAAAAGUUAAGAAACCUCAUUUAUAGAUCAGGUUCUUUUUCUCACGUGUCCUCCUUGGUGAUUCCGUGUUCUCCUUGAGGUUUUUGUGUCCUCCUUGGUGAUUCCAUGUUCUCCUUGAUGUUUCCAGGUCCUCCUUGGUGAUUCCAGGUCCUCCUUGGUGUUUCCAUGUCCUCCUUGGUGAUUCCAGGUCCUCCUUGGUGAUUCCAUGUUCUCCUUGAUGUUUCCAGGUCCUCCUUGGUGUUUUCAUGUCCUCCUCAAUAUUUCCAAGUCCUCUUUGGUGUUUCCAUGUUCUCCUUGGUGAUUCCAGGUCCUCCUUGGUGUUUUCAUGUCCUCCUCAAUGUUUCCAUGUCCUCCUUGGUGUUUCCAUGUCCUCCUUGGUGUUCCCAGGUUCUCCUUGGUGUUUUCAGCUCCUCCUCAGUGUUUCCAAGUCCUCCUUGGUGUUUCCAAGUCCUCCUUGUUGUUCCCAGGCCCUCCUCAAUGUUUCCAAGUCCUCCUUGGUGUUCCCAGGCCCUCCUCAGUGAUUCCAGGUCCUCCUUGGCCAUUUAAAGAGACCCCAAACAGAGACACCAAACAAACUUUGCUGAGACACAAAUCCUUCAGAUCUGCUUCACUUAGUGAUUAACUCCAAACUAAUUUGCUGUCAAGGCUUUUAACGGCCCUUGAUAAAUCUCCUAAUCCUGGUUUUCCUUCCCUCAGUGCUGACAGGAAUCCUCACUGGCUGCUCUUUGCUCUGUAGGAGGUUUGGGACGGUUUGGAGCCGGGAUUUUCCUCUGGGAGUCUUUUCCCACACUUCAAUUCUUUUUUUCCAGACUGUCCCUCCAAAACACCCCCAACAUCUUAUUUAAAUAACUUUAUUCAGCAUUUAAUUUCCCCUUUUAACUGGGUGCAAAUUUGGCUGGAGGAAAGGGUUUAUGGUUCAAAGCCAGUCUCAGCUGGCAGUUCCCAAACCAGCCCAGAGCUUUGGGAUGGGAAUGUGAUUUCCUUGGAUCACCUUGGAUCACUCACUGUGCUCAUCACACCUGGGGCAGAGUUCAGGUACCCCGAGGUGGGAGAUGACUCCCAGAUAGUCCCAAAUCUUGGUGGAUUUAUGGGAAAAGGGCACAGAGAGCAGGGAAAGCACUCAUUGUGUUUGUGCCCCACUCCAGGAGGAUUUCAAACAACAAAACAGAAAUCUUCAGCGAUUUUUGUUUAUUUUCUGGGGUCCUGCUGUGUGCUCUGCUGGGCUCUGGACAGUGUCUGGAAUUCUGGCUUCUCCCAGGUCUCUGUGCUGGAUAAAACCUCUCCAGUGAGUGGGCAGAGAUGUUCUGAGCUGGACUCCAGGGCAGGACAGCUGGAAGCAGCUCCAAGGUGGAUUUGAGAUUCCUUGGCAUGAGGCAGGAGCUGCUCAGCUGAAGGGAAUUGGGGUAACUCAGAGCAGGGAAAAGACAGAACAGCUCUGGAGCUAAAGCACGGCUCAGGACUCGUGUCCAGUUUGCAAAAUGGAUUUCAAAUCCAGUUUCCAGCUGCAGCUCCAAAAAUGCUCUGCUGAGAAUUACAGACAGGCUUGGUGUUGGGAUUAAAUCCAAGGACACCCAGUGAUCAGCUGGACACAAAGCAAUCCCAUUUAUCUGUUCCUUUCCUUUCCUUUCCUUUCCUUUCCUUUCCUUUCCUUUCCUUUCCUUUCCUUUCCUUUCCUUUCCUUUCCUUUCCUUUCCUUUCCUUUCCUUUCCUUUCCUUUCCUUUCCUUUCCUUUCCUUUCCUUUCCUUUCCUUUCCUUUCCUUUCCUUUCCUUUCCUUUCCUUUCCUUUCCUUUCCUUUCCUUUCCUUUCCUUUCCUUUCCUUUCCUUUCCUUUCCUUUCCUUUCCUUUCCUUUCCUUUCCUUCCCCCUUUCCUUUCUCCUUUCCUUUCUCCUUUCCUUUCCUCUCCUUUCUCCUUUUCUCCUUCAUUCUCCUUCCCAUCCUUGCAUGUGAACUCAGAUCCUCCAAGUUUUCCCACUGUUUUCCCACUGUUUUCCAGUAGCCCCAGAGCACUCUAAGUUCCCAAUAAUGUGAACAUUUUGCCAGGAUUUGGGAGUCAAGUGGAGGAAAGACGAUCCUGGGGGAGCAUUAAAGGAAACAUUAACUCGGGUUCCUCUGGAAUCUUUCCCACGGAGCAGGGAAGGGUUCCCAGCCCAGCAUUUCCCCCUCCAAGUGAACUCCUGUUUUCCUCAAGGAUCUCGGCGUUCUAGAGUUCCCAGGAAUCUUUCCAGCAUGCCCAGGGGGUUGGGAUGAGAGCUGAUACAACAUUAAAUAUUCCUAUUUAAUUUGAGUUUCACCUUCUCAUCUGCCCCUGAGGUUUCUGCACCCAGCUGUGGGUCGGAGAUCCUGGUUGGAGUCGAUGAUCCAAUGGGGCUUUUCCAAUCCCAGCAAUUCCCUGAUUCUCUGAUAGUUCUCCUUUGGGAACACUUGUCCCUUGAGUACCCAUGCACAUCCCAAAAUCUGCCCCCAGAGAGGCAUUCCCAGGCAUUUCCUGGGCUGGAAAUCAGCUGAGGGAUUGGCAGAGGCCAGGAAUGAAUGGAAAAGUUCUGGAAAACUCACCCAGUUAAUCAGGAGUAACUCCAAUAAAUCUGACUUCUUUCCAUGCAGACAGAUCUGACAGGGGUAAAUUAGUGCCUAAUUAGGAUUUCUCCUAAUUGGAGGAAUAUUAAAAGGGCUAAAGGGGAAAGGUGGGGUGUCACAAAAUCAGAACAACUUCCUCCUCCUUUUCAUCCUCACUGCCUCUUUUCCUCCUAUUUUUUCACUGGAAAAAAGAGGUAAAUUAGAACAAACUCAGCUUGAGAACACGGAAUUCUGACCCAUUUCUCCUGGGUCCCACAGAGCAACUUCUCCCUUCCACUGGAGCAAUGGUUUUCCUGGCACAUUAACCAAGGAAUCCAAUGGGAUUUAAUUAUUUCCUCAAACUGGGGGUUAAUGAUUCUGGGCUAAUGGUGGGGUGUGCAAAACCAGAGGUGCUGGCACUAUUUGGGAUAAAACCUGAUCCCAGGAAAAUCAGCACCGAGGUGUCUGUGGAUUUCCAUGGAGUGGCCUUCACCCAUAAAUUCUAAGGAGGAAAAGGAGAAUUAUUCACAUAAAUUCUCGGUUCCCAAAACCUUAAUUGGCACUGGGAUUUCAGGGUGUCUUUAUCCUUUAGAUCCAGAAUCCAGCAGGAUCCCUGACAUCCAGAGGCAGGAGAAGGUCUGAGGGGAAACUCCUCUCCUAAAAUUCUUCAUUUCCUCUUGGUGUCAGCUUCCCCAUGUGGAGAUUUCGGAUGUGGGAGACACUUGGCUGGAAAUACCUGGAAUUGAAACGUUUGGGAUGGAGGGAUCAGCAUGUGCCUGGUUUCCAAAAUGCCCAGGGUUGCAUCCUCUGAAAUAGGGAUACAAAAUUCACUGGAAAGGCAGCUUAAGCCCAGCUCAACUGAAGAGUGGCCCAAGCAGGCUGGCUCAGGUGCCUGCAGAGGAGACAAAGCCGUGAGAAGCAGCAUCAGUUUAAAGCAGAGCUUUAUGAGACAUGAGCCAGCCUAAAGACAGAGCUGAGCUCUUCUUGCCAGGCCAAUCUUUUACCUCAUCCUCUGUCUAAACGAAUCCUUCUUCCUUGAGAGCUGCAGGAAAGGAGCACUCGGAGAAUCCCAGGAUGGGUUUAGGUUGGAAAGGAGCUUUAAAACCGCCCAAUUCCGGUUCCAUGGAACUAUCCCAGGUUCUCCAAGCCCUGCCCCACAUGGCCUUGGGCAAGAAGCCAUCUGCUGUUAAAGGUGGGAUCUUUGGCAGGCCAGGUUGGAUGAGGUGGAGCUGGUGGGACAGGAGGGGUGGGAAGAGAGAAAGGACAGGCACAGCCAAGCACCAAACCCAUCCCAAACCCAUCCCAAAUCCUUGGCCGAGCUCUUCCCAUCAGGAUCCAUGAGGAGACAAACCUGCUGCUGAAUCCCUUUGCUCCAUCUCAGCAGCUCCAGGGUGACCCAGCUCUGGUCGUCUCCACAAAUCACAGGGCCUGGGCUUUGGGAAAAGGGGUUUUUCCAGGAUAUUGGCUCCUUCUUCCACUCGGAGCAGGAGGGAGAGGAGCAGGGGGGUGUUUGUCCCUCUCCAACACUGAAGUGGGUUUCAAGACCUUGUCCCCCUCCAGAAGAGGGACAAAUCCCAAAAAACGAGAGGAUGAAGGUGUGAUCCCAGGGGCUUUGCCAUGUGUGUGUCUCCAGGCAGGAAUUUGGUUUACAUUCCUCCACUUCUGCUUUCUGCAUGGACCAAAGUAACGAGCGGGAAAGGCAAACCACAGGUGUAUGUAAAAGGGAAUUCCAAUAAAAAAGAAACCUUUAUUGAUUCUCAUGGAA